Molecule: messenger RNA, 4824 nt
Organism: Saitoella complicata NRRL Y-17804
Lineage: Eukaryota; Fungi; Ascomycota; Saitoellomycetes; Saitoellales; Saitoellaceae
Exons: 4
Coding region: 1-4824 (1607 amino acids)
Biological process (GO): rescue of stalled cytosolic ribosome; ribosome-associated ubiquitin-dependent protein catabolic process
Cellular component (GO): cytosol; RQC complex
Molecular function (GO): ribosomal large subunit binding; ubiquitin protein ligase activity
Source: RefSeq, a predicted model, not a curated record
AUGGGAAAACAACGAGGAUCACCGGCACCAUCAAAUCCAUUCCUUGGGGGAGGCUCAAAUCCCUUCCUCGGCGGCUCCGGUGGAGCCUCCACAUUCGGUUCAACCCCAAUCUCCCCCCUCUCCUCCGCCGCUCCACCCCCAGACCUCCACGGCCUCCCAUCCGCCCUCCUCGUCGCCUUCAAAUCCCUCUCCAAGCAGAACGAAACAACCAAAACCCGUGCGCUCGAAGACAUUCUCUCUUGGCUCCAAUCCGCUACGUCAAAUGAUGUGGACGAGGUGUUCUUGGUGGCGUUCGGGGGUUACUAUACACGUUUGGCUACAGAUGUUGGGAGGAGGGUAAGGGUGUUGGCACAGACUGUGCUGGCGGCGGCGGCGGGGUUGGCGGGGAAGAGGGUGGCGCCGCUUAUGCCGGUUCUUAUUUCGACGUUAUUGUUGUCACUUCACGACCCCGAUAGGACUGUCUCUCGCACCGCCCUCACUACAUUCACCUCAGUCUUCCCCGAUCCCCAAAAGCAAACUGCCGUCUACCGCGUCUAUCACCGCACGAUCCUCACCUUCUGCAUCGAGGUGUUGUUGAGGGAGACAGUGAAUAGCAUGAGUGAUGAACGCUACGUCACCCCCGAAGAUGCCGAAUCGAAAUACGGCCGAGUGGUAAUGCAAGCCAUGGGUGUCGUCGGAGUCCUACUCGCGGAAAUCGAGGAAGGGGUACGGAAGAAGGAAGAAGACAAUUACGUCGAGCUACUGUCAAGUGAGAAGUUCUGGGACUUCGCACAGAACUCGGAUCCAUACGUGCGGAGAGCGACUCUGAGCUUGAUCCGUGCGUUCUGUCAGCAUUGGCCCGCACUACUCGAACCCCAUCUCCCGUCGACGUUCGUCACGAAAGCCUUAUCCAGCAAACCUACGACCGCGAACGACCAGGUUCUACUGCUUGUUACACUUAUCGAUAUCACUCGCGCCUUUCCUACAUAUUGGGCAUCCGCUUCAUCGACGAAGAAACCCAUCCUCGCACGCUUGACAAAGUUCCUUGGUUACGGGUCCGCAGAUUGGUCCAAGACGGUUGAACUCAUCGACGCAUUACCGGCACAAGACAUUACUCUCACCACUAUGGACGCCGUGACAGGUAUUCUUGAUGCCGUUUGGGCAUGCGUUACGAAGGAGACGAAGGCGGGAUGGAAGGCGGCGUUUGAGGGGUGGACCAAGAUCCUUCUCACUCUUCUCCCGAAAUUGUCGUCGGCGGAGGAGCAAGGGAAAGUGGUGGAAGAGAAGUCUACUCCCGUGCUUGUGUCGCAGAUCAUCUUCCCUGAAUCACAGUCAUCGUCUGCGAUUUCGGCUCUUGCAUCUGCAUUAUCUUCGCUGCCGGCUGAUGUGGCAAGGAAGUGUUGGAGUGUGGUAACGAGGAAGUUACUUGAAGCGGUCAAGGGCGGGGGAUUGGAGAGGCGUGAGUGGGAUGCGCAGGUUGCUGUUAGAUCGGCGGGUGAGCACUGGUGUACCCUCGCGCAUCAGAUCAUCCUUCAAUCCGCAGACCUGAAAGCGACGGUGCAGGAGAGUACGAAAGAGAUCUUCAAAGCCGGUUUGGUGUCUGUCAAGGAACAGCGUGGGUUCCCAGCGGGCGUGACGAGUGUCAUUGAUGCGUUAUGGCGGACAUUCCCUACUAUCCUCUCCGACGAUGAAGAACUUACACGAGAGGUUGAUGAGUUUGCGCAAGAUGAUAUUCCGGCACUUGUCACCUCUCUCUCGGGUUCUGCACUGCUAUCGAUUUUAGUUACGUAUGUCACGGCACGGCCAAGUGAGGUGGGUGCCGUUGCGUGGACGAGGACGGUGAAGAGCGUUCUCGCCUCUUCUGAUGUGGGGAAGAAAGAGAAGCUUGUUGGUGAGCUCUUUGACGGUGCGGGAAGGCUGAGCAGUGGUCAAGUGCCGGUGUUGGAUGAGAUGGAAGCGUACUUGAAGGAGAAGGCGGGUGACAUGGAGUUUGUCAAGACGGCGGUUAAGGCCGAGGGAAUCCUUAUCUCCCGUGGACUCGCUGUACAGAUCUUGAGUGACCUUCUUAGCUCCUUGCGGGCUUACGUCGAGGAAGCUCCCGAGCGUGCGGUCAAGAUCGUACAGCUCGUCACGGGCGUCGCGAAAGUUAACCACGAGCUUCUCGCCUUGCUCUUGCAGACGCCUGAGUCAGGUAGAAAUCUGUCAUAUCUCCUCACACUCACGGAUUCUCCACACUCCGAUCUCGCUGCUGCGGUGAAGGAGGCGAAGGCUGUCUUGGGUGGUGCAGCGGAGUUGAAAAGUCAGGUUGGGGAUGCGGUUGUGCAGUCCCUCCUUGAACAAGUUCAGCACCCGACACUAGAAGAUCACACCGUGGCGAAAGUGUUGGCUGAGCGGGUCGUGGAGGCUUCUAGGAACGCUGGAUCAGACUCGAUGUUAUUUGCGGCUGAGGCGUGGGAGAAGGCUAUUGAGGUGUUUGCGCAGAGACAUCCGUCUGCUGAGUUGGCGUUGACGAAUGGGCUAGGGCAUGCUGCCCAUUCUUCUGGAAACGCCGAAGAGGGCCAGGUCGUGGAGGUCGAGAGGGAUGGACGUGGGUUCUCUGCGUUCCUCAAUAUGGCGAUUUUUGCGCAGGAGCUGUUGAAGAAGGAGGAGUAUGUGAAGAGCAUUGGGAGUGAAGCACGUGUUAGGGCGUUGGUGCAUAUUGCGAUAUGCGUUGAGAUGGUGAAGGAUCAGCUGGAUGUUCACGACGUGAAUGGGCUCUGGACAGGCUCGGGCAAGUGGGUUGAGGAGGAGAUGAUGGCGUUUGAGGAAAGUUACCAAGAGAUCCUUACCGGGGUUCUUGCCGGCACAGAUGAUUGGAGUACGCUCUUACAGGACGGCACUGAGGCACCAAGCCUCGCCAUUGCCUUCGUCAAAGCUCUCAUGACCGAAGCAAAGGGCGCGUCCCCCACAUCCUUCUACGUCGCAAAAUCGUUGCACGGCGUCCUCUCAUCCCUCUCCGAUUCCGCCCUCCCCAGGCCCCUCGCCGAAUCCCUCCUCAAAUCCUCCACCCCCCGCACGUCCCCAGAUAUCUUCCGCUCCAUCGCGAUCCUCAAGGGUCUGCAGCGUGUGCUCGCCUUCUCACCCGUCAUGGAUCGUUUGAGAAAUGAGAUGGCUUCCGAUCUCUCGGGCGUCAAGCGUGGAGAGGCGGAGGAGAAGGGAUACAGGUUGCUUGUGUUGGUGAAUGCAUCGAUCCCGACUGAGGGCGAGGGGGAGUGGACGCAGUUUCCGCAGCAGAGGACGAUGUUUUUGGUGCAGAACGUGCUACGGUGGUACUCUGAAGCAGAUACCGAGGGUGACUUGACUGCGGCUGUGCAUGCGGAGGUUGCGAGGUUGUUUUUGAACGUGCUUCCUAUCAUCGGUGGAGUUUAUGGUGGGCAUUGGGAGACUCUCCUGGGGUGUAUCUCGUCUUGGCUGCAGAUGUGCGAGACUCAGGAAUCAGAUAUUCUGCCGCUCGAGCAUGCUGCGUUGAAGCUCUUCGCUGCUAUCAAGGCUUGUCGUGAGGAGAAUGACGAUAUUUCCGAUGCCUGGGCUGGUGCGCAGACUAACCUUUACGAGCGUUUAUUGGAGGUCUUCCUGCGCAGCAAUGUUGGGCAGACCCAGAGUCAGCCACGGAAUCUGGGUAACGGGUUGCUUACGCGGUUGAUUGAUGAUAUGCCGCUUUAUAUCGUGCUCGACAAUCCGGCGAAGGCAGAUGAGGUUUACACACUUGUUCACGCUUCUCCAUUCCCAACACAGAGGGCUGCGUACCGUCUGUUGCGUGAGUCUGUGGUUUCAAGGAAGGAAGAGCUGGUUAUUCGAGUUGCUACCGCACGGGAGGAGGAUGGAGAUGUUGGUGUUGAGUUACCGGGGGAGUUGUUGUCGAUUAUCUUGGAUGCGCCGGAUGCCAGUUUAAUUGAUGUUGCGGAGAAUGAGGAGGCUAUCCCUGCAGAACUCCGCGGGUAUUGUUUUGCGUGGAAACUUAUCUUUGAUCAUCUUGAGGAAACGUCUUACAGAGUUAAGGCAAGAUAUGUCGAGUUUUUGAAGGAGGGGGAGUUUGUGCAUGCGUUGUUGAAUUUGAUUGCGGAGACGUUGCAUCUUGAUACGGGACGAGCGAUUGAUGUCUCGAAGAUGGAUGUCGAGCGGUUUGCGUUAGAGGAGACGGAGAGCCCGGCGGAUGAUUUGAGGAAGUUGAUGGCACAUCUCUACUUCACGGGCCUCACGCAUCUUCCCUCACUCGUCCGACAAUGGUGGACCGACUCCAAAAACCGACAGCUUACUCUUACUGUCGAAUCCUUCACCGAGAAGCACUUCAGCUCCAUCAUCGUCCAACACGAACUCACCAACGUCCAAAACAACAUCAACCAAUCCGAGCUCAAGCACGAGAAUAUGCAGAUUCGUGUCGCGAAGGCGGCCAGGGAGGUUGCAGCUGUCUAUGAAGUUGACGGUAUGCCGAUGGAGAUGGUGAUUCGGUUGCCGGGGACGUAUCCGUUGAGGCAGGUCGAGAUUGAGGGGAGUAAAAAGAUUGGAGUUAAGGAUGCGCAGUGGAGGGCUUGGUUGUUGGCGAGUCAGAGUGUGAUUACUUCGCAAAACGGAACGAUGAUCGAUGCGCUCAUCCUGUUCAAGAGGAAUAUUACGCUACACUUUGAGGGUGUGGAGGAUUGUGCGAUUUGUUAUUCGGUCUUGUCCAUCCAGGAGAGGUCUUUGCCUAACAAAAAGUGCGGGACGUGCAAGAACAAGUUUCAUGCGAGCUGUUUGUACAAGUGGUUCAAAUCUUCGAACGGAAGCAGCUGUCCUCUUUGUAGGACAUCAUUUUCAUUUGGGAAUUAG